AUGUCUGGUCACCAUCACCACAAUCAUUGCCAUGGAGAGGAUGGUCAUGAUCAUUCAAAUGAUAUCACCCCGGCCAUUCAGUCCCUCCUCUACUCUCAAAUUCAAUUUGAUUCAAUCAUUACACUAAAUGAAGCGGCCCCCGACUCCGGGGCAGCGAUUGUCCAGAAGACAUGGUCCGAAAGGCUGAAUGACCAGCCAGAACUCGACAGCGAUGCGGAUGAGCAACUCCUUAUGUAUAUCCCUUUCACUGGCCAAGUUAAGGUUCACUCUUUACUCAUCCACACGGCACCCACACCGUCCGCCCCCAAAACUUUGAAACUGUUCAAGAAUCGUGACGAUCUAGACUUUGCCACUGCUUCGGAGCUCAAACCGACACAGUUGGUAGAGAUACCGCGGCCAGUUCCGGGUGCCGACGUGUUCGAAUUACCAUUGAAUCGCGCUCAUUGGAACGCUACCACCUCCAUCACCCUAUUCUUCGAAGACAACUGGAGUGAUGGGGAGGAGGAUGUGACCAAGGUUGGUUAUGUUGGAUUCAAGGGUCAGUUUAUGGCUUUGAACCGAGAGCCUGUCAGCUUUCUCUACGAAGCAGCAGCGAACCCCAGUGACCACGUCGUGAUUCAAGGCGUAAAUGACGUGGGAGGUAGGAUUAUGCCCGGCCAGUGA
Messenger RNA from Aspergillus alliaceus, 663 nucleotides. RefSeq names its product PITH domain-containing protein. The transcript has 3 exons. NCBI's taxonomy places the organism in Eukaryota, Fungi, Ascomycota, Eurotiomycetes, Eurotiales, Aspergillaceae. The record is from RefSeq and is a predicted model, not a curated record. Gene Ontology annotation, cellular component: nucleus. The coding region runs from base 1 to 663 and encodes 220 amino acids.